AUGGCGGGUGUGGUUCCAACCGAAAUGUCCGCCAAUAGUCCAAGACGUACCGCCCAAUUCGCACGCAAUGCUCAAGGUGGUGCAAAUACGGAAAUGAAGACCGGAAUACUUCAACUUGUUUAUGCAAACCCAUUCACCGGAAUGGAUCAUGAAGACCCUUUUGCACAUCUCACCAAAUUUUAUGAGAUAGCGGGUUCAACGGGAGUUGAUGCGGCAAAUGAAGAAUCAUUGUUCAAGAGACUAUUUCCACAUUCAUUAGUGGGGAAAUCCAAAGAGUGGUAUCUUGAUCAACCACCAAACGUGAUGACGGAUUGGAAUCUAUUGGAAGAGAAGUUUUUAGAGAGAUUUUUUCCUCAAUCCCGAUUCAUGGAAGCCAAAACGGCAAUUGCGGUUUUCACUCAAGGAGGCAACGAAUCCUUAAAUGAGGCUUGGGAAAGAUUUAAAUCCAUGCUUAGAAAAUGCAAGGGUCAUGGUGCGGAGGAUGCAACAAUGAUAAUCGAUCGCAUGGCACUCAAUGAUCUCCAAACUCAACACGAUAGGAGUCCAUCACAAAGGAAGCCGGGAGUUCUUGAAUUAAACACCAAUGAUGCUAUCCUCGCUCAAAACAAAAUCCUUUCUCAACAAGUCGAGUUACUCACCAAGCAAAUGUCAAAGCUCCCACAACAAAUGAAGGAGAUUCAUGAAAUGCAAAUGACUUCUCAAGUAGCAAGUUGUGAACUUUGCAAAGGUGAUCACCCUACCGGCUUUUGUCCACCACCCGAAGGAGAGGAAGUUAAUUUUGUGAACAACCAACAUCAAGGCUAUCAAAGGCAACCUCCGUACCAACAUCAAGGUUAUCAAAGGAACAACCAAGGUUUCCAACCCUCAAGAUUCAACAACCAACACAAUCAACAUCAAAGUCCAUAUCAAAGUCCGAAUCCACAAGGCCAAGGUCAACAAUCUCAAGGAGGAGGCUCAAAGUUGGAAGAUACACUCAACCAAUUCAUGCAAGUUUCUAUGGAGAACCAAAAGACUAAUGUGGCUGCCAUAAAGAACUUAGAAAAUCAAGUGGGGCAGCUUGCAAAACAAUUGGCCGAACAACAAACGGGACCUUCUUUUUCCGCAAACACUCAACCUAACCCAAAGGAGUAUUGCAAGGCAAUUAUUACACGGAGUGGCAAGGAAGUGAGUAAUGGGGAGAGAAAGGAAAUAGUAGUGGAGGAUGAUGGAUUUGUUGUUGUUGAGGGUGAGGAGGAUGAGAUAGUGGUAGAAGAAGAAAAAAGAAAAGAAGAGGAGGAGUGCUAUAAUCCAAAGAAAUCUCCCAAGGAAGGAAUCCGAUCCGGGACGAGUCAUCUUGCCGGUUACCAUCGGAGACACUUACAUCGGGAAUGGUCUCAUUGA
Molecule: messenger RNA, 1380 nt
Organism: Vicia villosa (hairy vetch)
Lineage: Eukaryota; Viridiplantae; Streptophyta; Magnoliopsida; Fabales; Fabaceae
Exons: 3
Coding region: 1-1380 (459 amino acids)
Source: RefSeq, a predicted model, not a curated record